Messenger RNA from Ogataea philodendri, 897 nucleotides. RefSeq lists its product as uncharacterized. The coding region runs from base 1 to 897 and encodes 298 amino acids. Lineage: Eukaryota; Fungi; Ascomycota; Pichiomycetes; Pichiales; Pichiaceae. The transcript is spliced from 2 exons. The record is from RefSeq and is a predicted model, not a curated record.
AUGGUCACCAAUUCAAUGUCAGAGCAAACGAUUCUAGUGUCACGAAUACCAGCGGAAACAAUACCGGAAAUCCACCAUGUUAAUGGCGAAACGUGGUACAACCAGGUCCAGAAACCAGUUGGGUACUUCAGAACACCAGAGAAAUUCAUCGAAAGCAUGAAAAUGAUGAACGCGUUGUUCAUACCCUUGGCCAUCACAGCAAAUCCGACCGAGACCAAUUGGCAAGUACCAGCAGACGAAACUCAAGGUACCGGUAAGAAAUCCCCAUGGCAGCUCAGCAAGCAAAGAACCAGAAAUAAAGGCGUACCAGCUGUAUGCCUUAGAAGGUCUUUCACGGACCUCGUAAACAUCUCUGUAUGCAGUGAAAAGUGGAAGCAAUUGCUGGAAAUAAACCAUACCAGGCAUACACAUCAAGUAGAUGGAAAGCAUCUGGUUUUGCAGUCCUUGCUUAGACCUUUUAGCAUGGAAGAAAGUGAAACCGUUGAACAGGGACACAGCAAUGGCCAUCAAAAACUUACUCCACAAGUAAGAUGGAGUUCUGAGGUAUUGUUGAAGGUUACGCCUAGUAACCAUCUUCAACUGGAACAGGAAGGAGGUUGCAAACUCGCUGUCUUUUGCCUUUUCAGCAGCGUCCGGAGCCACAGCAUUCUCUUCAAGUGCACGCAGUUCCUCCAAAACGGCAGCUCUUUCUGGAGACUUGAGCCAAACAUCGUGGUAGUCUAUCUUGGAAUGGAAUCCUGGCGCAGCACCAAUGACUUCCAGCAUCCACUCGGCAGGGUUGGCGUUUGCUGGACAUGGCUCGGCGCCGUUCUUUUCAAAGUAGUCAAUCAAAGUCUGGGAAUGUGGACCAAGGUCCCCAAAGUAAACGGUCUUACCACCUCUAGCAAGGAAGAGUAG